Messenger RNA from Lichtheimia ornata, 750 nucleotides. RefSeq lists its product as uncharacterized. Gene Ontology annotation, biological process: transcription elongation by RNA polymerase II. The coding region runs from base 1 to 750 and encodes 249 amino acids. Lineage: Eukaryota; Fungi; Mucoromycota; Mucoromycetes; Mucorales; Lichtheimiaceae. Gene Ontology annotation, cellular component: nucleus. The record is from RefSeq and is a predicted model, not a curated record. The transcript has 5 exons. Gene Ontology annotation, molecular function: transcription elongation factor activity.
AUGGACGACACCGAUACCAAAGCCAUUGUUUCAGAAUUGCAGCGAGCACAACGAUCCAGCAGUGCGAGUCGACAACCCCAGAGGAGGAAUGACCGGCUACUCGAUGGCAUGCUUUCUUCUCCAGCACGUAAACUCGCCGCCAUGUCUCGAUCAGAAUUGCUGGAACAGCGUGAACGCAACGAGAGAAUGUUGCAGAAUACGAGCAUUGUCAACACAUUACCGGAUAAGGGUGCCAAACUAAAGAACAGCAUUGCACAAAUUGAUGCAUUAUUACAGCAACAAGAGAACAAUACAGCAGCAGCAGCAGCAGCUUCUUCAGCAUCCAAUACGACUCAACCCAAUAUACGUCAAAUGUCAUUAGAAGAGAAUGGAUCCAACAGUCGAUCGUUGUUGGCUGAAAAGGAUGCAGAUGGGAUGGCGCAUUCCAAAACACGUAUGAUGCCCAUGGAUGAAUCAAUGCAAUUACAAAAUGAGCAACUACAAGCUAUCAAGGAUGAAAAACUAAGACGACAAAUGGCUUCCUUACGACCUCCACAACCCAAGUUUACAGAAUCAUUGGCAGAUGACUUGAGUCUUUCGAUGGAGCGCAUGAAAUUGAAUCCUGAAACAGGGUCUCAUCGACCACCGGAUGAUGAUCGUGACGAAUACGAGUCGGAUAGCGAGGAUGAAGAUUCUAUAGACCAAGCCAUCUAUGACAGCUUAUACGAGGAUGAUGAAGGCUUUGACGAGGAAUACGAUGAUCGUCGUUAA